Molecule: messenger RNA, 341 nt
Organism: Camellia sinensis
Lineage: Eukaryota; Viridiplantae; Streptophyta; Magnoliopsida; Ericales; Theaceae
Source: RefSeq, a predicted model, not a curated record
UACCACUAAAAGAUGUUGUGGCUGCAAAGCCUGAAAAACUCAAUGCAUCAGUGGUUGAUGGCGGAGACAAUUGGAGUGUGGGACAGAGACAGCUUCUGAGCUUGGGGAGAGUCAUGCUAAAACACAGCAAGAUUCUGUUUAUGGACGAAGCAACGGCUUCUGUCGAUUCCCAGACCGAUGCUGUCAUUCAGAAAACCAUUCGCGAGGACUUUGUGUCGUUUACAAUAAUCAGCAUAGCUCACAGAAUACCCACAGUUAUGGACUGUGACAAAGUGAUGGUUAUGGAUGCUGGAUGGGCAAGGGAAUAUGAAGCCCCAUCUCAGUUGCUCGAGAGGCCUUGA